This is a messenger RNA of Rasamsonia emersonii CBS 393.64, 1641 nucleotides long. Its product is annotated as Glycylpeptide N-tetradecanoyltransferase. Gene Ontology annotation, cellular component: cytoplasm. Bases 1 to 1641 code for a protein of 546 amino acids. The transcript is spliced from 3 exons. The record is from RefSeq and is a predicted model, not a curated record. Gene Ontology annotation, molecular function: glycylpeptide N-tetradecanoyltransferase activity. Lineage: Eukaryota; Fungi; Ascomycota; Eurotiomycetes; Eurotiales; Trichocomaceae. Gene Ontology annotation, biological process: N-terminal peptidyl-glycine N-myristoylation.
AUGUCAGAAUCAAAGGAAAUCAACGGCAAGGCUUCCGGCGACGCCAACGAGACUGGGAACGUUGAGGCCGUCGAGACGGUCAAGACCGCCGCUGCGAAUGCGGAGAACGAUGCGACCAGCGCCACGCAACCCACAACAGAGCCUUCGGCCUCGGCAGACAGCGAGAAGGAAAAACAGGCUGGCAAGAAGUCCAAGGAUGGAGCAGAACAGGGUUCAUCGGAGGGCAAGUCAGACAGAAAGCUGACUCCGAAUAUGAUCGACUCGCUGUUGCGGUUGAACCCCGCUUUGGCCGGCGAGUUGGCGGGCAUGGAGAAGGACAAGGCCGCCGAAACGCUUGCCAAGAUGAACAUCGCCGAUCUCCUUACUGGCCUGUCGAUCGGGAAGAAGAAUCAGAAAGAUAUGGCGUCCUACAAAUUCUGGCAGACCCAGCCGGUGCCGCGUUUCGACGACAAGCCCGAUCUCCAAGAAGGGCCGAUCAAGAUCAUCAACCCCGAUGAGGUGCAGAAGGAGCCUUACCCUCUGCUGGACGGGUUCGAGUGGGUAACGCUGGACUUGACGGAUGAGAAAGAGCUCUCAGAGUUGUAUGAUCUCCUAUCGAACCACUAUGUCGAGGAUGACAACGCCAUGUUUCGCUUCAACUACUCGCGGUCGUUCCUGAAGUGGGCUUUAACGUCGCCGGGCUGGCAGAAGGAAUGGCACGUCGGAGUUCGCGCGUCGAAGUCCCGGAAGCUCGUCGCAUCCAUCUGCGGUGUGCCUUCGGAGAUCCGUGUCCGCGGUCAGCGGAUGAAAGUCACGGAAAUCAACUUCCUCUGUGUCCACAAGAAAUUGCGCUCUAAGCGUCUUGCACCGGUGUUGAUCAAGGAGAUCACCCGACGAUGCUACCUGAAGGGUAUCUACCAGGCCAUCUACACCGUGGGUGUGGUGUUGCCAACGCCUGUUACUUCAUGCCGAUACUACCACCGUCCCCUGGAUUGGCUGAAGCUGUAUGAAGUCGGCUUUUCUCCUCUCCCCGCGGGCUCGACCAAGGCGCGUCAAAUCACCAAGAACCACCUGCCCAGCAAUACGGCGACGCCUGGCCUUCGGCCAAUGCAAGAGAAGGAUAUUGACGCGGUCUAUGAUCUGCUUGAGCGGUAUCUAAGACGCUUUGACAUUAACCCGGCGUUCACGAGGGAGGAGAUUGACCAUUGGCUACUCCCUAAGGAGAGUAACGGGGAACAAGUGGUCUGGUCAUAUGUCGUGGAGGAUCAACAGACGCAGAAGAUCACUGACUUUGUUUCCUUCUAUUCUCUGGAAUCCUCUGUUAUUCAAAACCCGAAGCACAAGGAGGUUCGUGCUGCAUAUCUGUACUACUAUGCGUCGGAGACUGCGUUUUCAGAGAAGGAGAAAGGCCUUAAGGAGCGGCUACUGAUGUUGAUCAACGAUGCCCUUAUUUUGGCCAAGAAGGCCCAUUUUGACGUCUUCAACGCCCUCACUCUCCACGAUAACCCGCUGUUCCUGGAACAGCUCAAGUUCGGUGCUGGUGACGGCCAACUGCAUUACUACCUGUUCAACUACCGUACUGCUCCUGUUCCUGGUGGAGUCAAUGAGAAGAACCUCCCGGACGAGAGGAAGAGAGGAGGCAUGGGUGUGGUUCUCCUGUAA